Molecule: messenger RNA, 723 nt
Organism: Aspergillus viridinutans
Lineage: Eukaryota; Fungi; Ascomycota; Eurotiomycetes; Eurotiales; Aspergillaceae
Product: RraA family protein
Exons: 5
Coding region: 1-723 (240 amino acids)
Source: RefSeq, a predicted model, not a curated record
AUGUCCAGCUCGAUCGAACAGAAACUGAACGAACUGCAGAAAUACUCUGCAUGCGAUGUAUCGGAUGCUCUCCUCAAACUACAGAAACUCCCGGCAGGAACAGCCGCCCGAGCAGGGCACCUGGCCGACUUCACCCCCUUCUCCCCCACCAUAGGCCGCAACGCAACACAACCCAAAAUCAUCGCCCCAGCAUCAACCUUCAAGUUCAUCUCCAAGGACGAAGAAUGCAAUGCAAAGCCAGAGGACUCGCACGGCUUCCCAGCAGGCACGCACUGGGUCGACUUCGCCAAGCCAGGCACCAUCGCCGUGCUCGAGCAGCCCGCGCACCAGCACUGCGCCGUCCUCGGCGGGAUCAUGGCCGUGCGGAUGAAGGUUCUGGGUGUGCGCGGGGUCCUGGUGAACGGGCGCGUACGGGAUCUAGCAGAGAUCAAUGAGUGCAAGCUGCCGGUUUGGGCGAAGGGGACGUCGACGGUUGGGUCGGGAGCGGAGGCGAAGCCGGGGGCGAGGGAUGUGCCGGUUGAUGUGGGGGGCGUGACUGUUUCCCCGGGCGAUAUUAUUUUUUGUGACCCUCUGGAAGGCGUGGUUGCUAUCCCUCACGAACUCCUGGAUCAGGUGCUGGAACUCAUGCCGAAAUUAGGGGCCAUGGAUGACAAGGUCAAAGACGCCGUGUCUCAGGGGAUGAAUGCCUUUGAUGCGUUCAAGCAGUUCCGUACCAAGAUUUGA